Striga hermonthica is the source of this 687-nucleotide messenger RNA. NCBI's taxonomy places the organism in Eukaryota, Viridiplantae, Streptophyta, Magnoliopsida, Lamiales, Orobanchaceae. The record is from the annotation of a GenBank genome assembly.
AUCCUGAUGCGCAUUUGGGUCAUUAUACGUCUUGGAUGGAUUUGCAUGGCGCAUCUGAUGCUUUGAGAUGUCGGAUGUUUUCCCUCACAUUGGGACCGCGGGCACAAAAAUGGUACUACACUCUACCACCUCAUUCAAUAUGGAAGUGGCAACAGUUACGUGCAGCCUUCCGAUCACAUUUUAUCGGGGCUCAAGUUUGUCUCAUCCCGAAAGAAUCAAUAACUAACAUCGUACACAAGGACAAUAUAUCUCGGUUCAAUGACCAAAUUCAAAAUAUAGAACCUUGCCAUCCCGAGACUUUGUUGGUAACCGCAAUUGUUGGGUUAAAGCUUAAUUCUAUGUUUCGUUGGACUCUUUGUCAAAACAAGCCGGCUACCUUUCAAGAAUUCCUCUCCGAACCGGAGACAAAGAAAAAGAAUAAGAAGAACUUUGGAAAAACUCAAUAUCGGGGUUAUUCGAAAGGUUAUGAAGACACUCCCGAAUCUAAAGCUGCCCGAUAUCAGUAUGCCGACAAUGUAAGAACAGGUUACCAAACAGUUUAUUCAGCUGGAGCAGCCACUAUUUUUGAAGAACUGGAAGGAAAAGGAAUCAUCCCCGACCCAAAACCUGUGAGAACUCCUGAAGAUAAGCUUGACAAAACUCGUUAUUGUGCGUACCAUAAGUCCCCAGGACAUAAUACCGAGGAGU